This is a messenger RNA of Lycium ferocissimum, 1363 nucleotides long. Its product is annotated as dof zinc finger protein DOF3.4. The transcript has a single exon. Gene Ontology annotation, biological process: regulation of DNA-templated transcription. Lineage: Eukaryota; Viridiplantae; Streptophyta; Magnoliopsida; Solanales; Solanaceae. The coding region runs from base 378 to 1076 and encodes 232 amino acids. The record is from RefSeq and is a predicted model, not a curated record. Gene Ontology annotation, molecular function: DNA-binding transcription factor activity; DNA binding.
CUGUAUGGUUUUGUAUGUACAUGUAUAGGAAUUGGCCAGCAAAACCCUCCAUUUAUGAGCCAACCCAAAACAAAAGCCGUUUUCGAGCCGUCUGAAUAUAUCCAUAGCUAGCAUAGGAAAAAAAAAAAAAAAUAGCCCCUGUUAAAGCUGCUCUCUGUUCUUUAGCACAUAACCCUCAGAAUUUCUCAGUACCUUGUUCCACUGAGCAGAACUCAGAUUCUCUCUCUCUACUAAGUACCUGAAAUCUCCCAUAUAAACCCCCACCACAUGUUUCCGUAAACCCCACAUCUCUCUUUUCACUUCAUUAAACCAUUUAGCAAAAGGAAAACUCUGUCCUUCUCACUUCUAAGUUCCAACAACAAAACAGUUAAGCAAAAAUGCCUUCUGAUGUGAGUGAAAGAAGAAUUACCAAACAACAACAAGGAGGUGCACCGGCACCCGAACCGGAGCAUCUUCCUUGCCCACGUUGCGAUUCAACCAACACCAAAUUCUGUUACUACAACAACUACAACUUCUCUCAGCCACGUCACUUUUGCAAAUCUUGUCGCCGUUAUUGGACACACGGUGGCACUCUUCGUGACAUCCCUGUUGGUGGAGGUAGUCGCAAAAAUGCUAAAAGGUCACGUACAAUCAUCACUAACUCCACUGACGGCAGUAGCUGUUUGUCAUCCACGCUCUCUCCUCGCGACUACCAUCACGCGCCUACACCAUCACACAUGUCUCCGUUUUUGGUUCCUCUAACAACCGAUCAACAUGGCGGGGUGAACAUGUGUGGGAGUUUCACUUCGUUGUUGAGCAGUACUCAAGGGCCUGGUGGUCUUUUAGCACUUGGUGGGUUUGGGCUUGGAGUUGGGUCUGGAAUUGAAGAUAUGGGCUUUGGGCUUGGAAGGCCCAUUUGGCCAUUUCCUGGAGUUACACAUACCAGUGUUGAUGGUAACAGUAAUGGUGCUGGAGCUAGUAUGUUGGGAAGCACGUGGCAGCUUGCUAGUGGAGAAGGAGGAUUCGUUGGUGCUGGAGGAGAAAUUUUUAAUUUCCCAGAUCUUGCUAUUUCUGCUCAUGGAAAUGGUAUGAAGUGAUUAGAUUGUUUAGGGAAUUACAAAUGGAUUUUGUUACUUUAGGGAGUACUUGAUGUUUUUUUAGAGUUUAUAUGACCUUAGCUAUAUCAAAGAAAAUGCCAAAUCCCAGAAAAAAUCAAAACUUUUGUAUAUUUUUGGUUUUCCUUUUGCACCUUCUUGGCAUCUGAAGUGUUGGUCUUAGAAUUUAGGACAGCAGUUCCUCGAUCAUCAGUUGUAAUUUGAUGGAGAAAGCCUUUGAAAUGGUUGUAUUUUGUUUGUUGCUACAAAAAUGUCCCUGUUUACCGUUC